Camellia sinensis is the source of this 921-nucleotide messenger RNA. The record is from RefSeq and is a predicted model, not a curated record. NCBI's taxonomy places the organism in Eukaryota, Viridiplantae, Streptophyta, Magnoliopsida, Ericales, Theaceae.
AUGCCCGGACUAGAUCCUGACCUAGUCUCCCACUAUCUUGAUGUGUUCCCAAACUCCAAGCCAAUUAAGCAAGCUGCUCGAAAAUAUCAUCCAGAUCUCGAAGAGAAAAUUAAGGAGGAGAUUGAAAAACUUCAACAGGCUGAUUAUGUUGAUGAUCUAGUGGUGAAAUCCAAGAAAGAAGAAGACCAUCUCCGAGACCUUGAGAAGAUUCAGAUUGUUACUAGAAGUGAUCCAAUCCGAUACCUCCUCAGCAAGCCUGCUCUAACCGGGAAGGUGGCAAGAUGGUUGUUAGCAUUGGGUGAAUUCGAGAUCACAUGUGUAGCCCCCAAGGCGAUCAAAAGCCAAGCCUUAGCUGAUCUCCUUGCCCAAUUUCCAAGUGGUGACUAUGAACCAGUGAAUGAAGAAUUAAGAGGAGAGGUGCACGCAGCUAUGGCUUCCGAGGAAAGCUUCUGGACAUUGAGCUUUGACGGAGCAGCAGCCGGAGGUAAAGGAGGAACCGGGAUAGUCCUUACAAGCAAAAGUGGAGAAAAGUUAUAUUUGUCUUAUAAACUGGAUUUCCAUUGUUCGAAUAAUGAAGCCGAGUAUGAGGCUCUUAUUUUGGGCUUGAUAGCAGUUGAGAAGCACAAUAUCAAGAAGAUUCGAAUUCGGGGGGACUCAAAGCUGAUAGUGAAGCAAGUUUCAGGACAGUUCGUCUUGAAGGAGCCUGCCUUGGUCACAUAUCGAACAACAAUCCAAAGGCUUCUUGACAAAUUUCAAAAGGUCGAAAUAGAGCAUGUGCCUCGCUCCGACAACAAGUUUUCAGAUGCCCUCGUAACAUUAGGAGCAAGAGUUGACAUUCCAGAGGAAAAGGCGACAAUUGUUAUCAAGAAGAGAACAAAACCUUCAAUAAUUCUCGAAAACAAAGACCUUCGGGAGGACUAG